AUGAACUACUCCUACGAGUCGUUCGUAUCAAGCUUUCAAUCAAAUCAGCCGCCCGUUGGGUACGACUCUAACUAUCCUCAACAAGGCCCCUAUAGCUCCUCUCAUAACAUUCCGAACACCUCAGUGGCAUCUAGUUCUUCUCGACAACCCUUGCACGAUAGGAGCGACCAAAUUCUGGUUCAAGAGCAGGAGAAUAUACCCGACACUACCAACUCCUCUUUGGCUAAAACCUCACAGCAGAGCCAGGAUUUUAACCGUUGGCACACUCGUCAUCCCAUGACUGAUGCCAACCACGAUGGAUUCCAGGAAAUAGAAGCAGUCCCGGCAUUAUUCAACGCGGAAUGGCCUCUUUCGAUGACCGUUCCUCGUAAUACCCCUCGUCCUCCCAUGACUGAUGCUAACCACGAUGGAUUCCCGGAAAUAGAAGCAGCCCCGGUAUUAUUCAACGCGGAAUGGCCUCCUUUGAUGGCCUUUGCUCGUAAUGAGGAUCUCCUCAACAAGUAUGCUCUGUACUCCAACGUUCAAAACCAGCCCGAUGUGAGCAACGACUACCAACCACUCAAUACCGAGCCCCAGUAUAGUUCGGCACUGCAAGGGUAUCAAGCGUCAGCCAGUGCUCCAGCGCUGGAUCAGCUGGGACCUGUGCGGCAUUCACACCGACAACCCAACCAUUCACUGCCUUACCAGAGAGUAGGGAGUUCAAAUAGUCGACUUGCUCAGGACAACAUCGACUCGUUUAUCCAAGACACUCAAGCCAACACAAGUUCGUCAGUAGAAAACAACCAAAAGGUCAAAAAACCUAGACGAAAGGUCAAAGUGAGACCAACAUUGAGCACUGUUGACUCAAUCAAAGGAGCGUUCCAAGUAACAAUGCGUGCCUCGGAUUCGCGCGCCCGUGCCCUCCGCCCAAACACUGGAGCAACGCUGGGUGACGUUCCAACGAGUGGUUCUACGCACCCCAACGGCCUCGUGAGUUUCGGGGCCGAGGACUUGCCGAUGAUCCCAUGUCCCCUGGCCGGGUGCACCGCGGCAUCGAAAGGGAUAAAAGCGCUUGAAAAGCAUCUCGCCGAAGCACAUGAAUAUCGCCGAAAAAAAACUAGAGACCAGAAUUCGGUCGUAUGCCCAAUUUAUGGCUGCAUUGUUAAAGUUGGAGAGGGUAACCUCAACCGCCACAUUGCAGAGACUCAUACAAAUGUGUGGUACUAUUGCACUAUGUGUGAUACAGGUCGCUCUCGUCAGGAUGAUCUCAAGAACCACUUUGAGACUGUGCAUGCUGGUUACGAUGUGCCCAAGGUAUUCAGAGAGAUUCUUCAUGAAUCUGCUGGUAGAUCGAUGUGA
Messenger RNA from Psilocybe cubensis, 1338 nucleotides. RefSeq lists its product as uncharacterized. The coding region runs from base 1 to 1338 and encodes 445 amino acids. The transcript has a single exon. The record is from RefSeq and is a predicted model, not a curated record. NCBI's taxonomy places the organism in Eukaryota, Fungi, Basidiomycota, Agaricomycetes, Agaricales, Agrocybaceae.